Molecule: messenger RNA, 4338 nt
Organism: Centrocercus urophasianus (Greater sage-grouse)
Lineage: Eukaryota; Metazoa; Chordata; Aves; Galliformes; Phasianidae
Gene: SLAIN2
Product: SLAIN motif family member 2
Exons: 9
Coding region: 15-1799 (594 amino acids)
Biological process (GO): positive regulation of microtubule polymerization; cytoplasmic microtubule organization; microtubule nucleation
Cellular component (GO): microtubule plus-end
Source: RefSeq, a predicted model, not a curated record
GGCCGGCAGGCGCCAUGGAGGACGUCGGCUCGAGCGUGAACGCGGACGCGGAGGUGCGGAAGCUGCAGGAGCUGGUGAAGAAGCUGGAGAAGCAGAACGAGCAGCUUCGCAGUCGCCACGGCGCUCUGCCCGCCGCCCCCGCCAGCCCCAAGCGCCUCCUCGGCGGCGGGGCCUCCCCUUCGCCCCCCGCCGCCGCCUCUCCGUCCGACGGCCGCUGCCUCAGCCCCAGGGCCGCGGCGCGGCGGCCACCCCCCGAGGAAUCCGGCGGCGGCGAGAGCGACGGCCCGCCGGACGACGCGGCGCCUCUCCGGCCCGACGAGCUGGAGCGCCUGGCGUGCUGCGAGGAGGACGAGGCCAGCUGGUUACACACGUCUCCAAAGAAGAGACUGACUCCAAUGCAAAAAUGUGUCAGCCCAUUAGUUUGGUGCAGGCGGGUGUUGGAUUACCCAAGUCCUGACAUUGAAUGUGGUAAAAAGUCACUGAUCCACAGGCUGGAACAGAUGAUGUCAGCUGUGAAGAGACAGAGUUUCUACAAUAGUCCUUUCAGUGCAGUCAGCUAUGCCAGCUCCUAUAGUCCAAAUACCAGUAGCCCCUACAGUAGUGGUUUCAACUCUCCCUCCUCAACACCGGUGAAAUCUGCGUUAGUGAAACAGUUCAUAUCUCCGGGUGCCUCAGGUCAUCUUAAAAGCUCAUCUGAUAGGAAUCCUCCACUAAGCCCACAGUCCUCUGUGGACAGUGAAUUAAGUGCAUCAGAGAUGGAUGAAGACUCUAUUGGGUCUAAUUACAAGCUAAAUGAUGUUACAGAUGUGCAAAUUUUAGCACGAAUGCAGGAAGAAAGCCUCCGGCAAGAGUACGCAGCAUCGGCUUCUCGGCGUAGUUCCGGUUCUUCUUGCAAUUCUACCAGGCGAGGCACAUUCAGUGACCAGGAGCUCGAUGCACAGAGUUUAGAAGAUGAAGAAGAUGGCACACAUCACACAGUGCACCCUGCUGUCAGCAGGUUCUCACCGUCACCUCGUAGUUCUCCCUGGCCUUCACCAAAACAGUCUCCAAGGAAUUCUCCUCGCUCCCGAUCACCUGCUCGAAGUAUAGAAUACAGCAGAGUGUCACCCCAGCCUAUGAUCAGCCGUUUACAGCAACCUCGUCUUUCACUUCAAGGCCAUCCUACAGAUAUGCAGACCAGUAAUGUCAAAAGUGAAGAAAAACUAAGGCGUAGUCUUCCAAACCUGUCCAGGACAUCUAACAUCCAAGCUGAGUCUGUGAAAAACAGCAGAAGUGACUCAAACUUCCAAGUGCCAAAUGGAGGAAUACCUCGCAUUCAAUCUCAAGCCUCAGCCACUCUGCAAAGGCAGAAAAAUUUGCCUCGCGCUGCCUUCAAAACCAAACAGUUUCUUCAAACUCCAUCUGCAAAAGGAGUACCUUCGUCAAGUAAAUUCCGCUCACCCGCAGCGCCGUCUCCCCUUGCUCUGCGGCAGCCGCUGAAAGCGUUUGGUAACCACGGACCUGCUUCUGUUGCUCCUCUGGAAGCCACGCAGCUGACACACAGCAGUUCUUCACCGGGGCCUCUUGCAGCUCAGAGUUCAGGCUUGCCCAGCCCUGCCAGCGGUGUUAACAGCACCACCCUCACCAGGCCGGCGGGGACAGCGGGGAUGAGGAGUGGUUUGCCCAGACCCAGUGCCCCUUCCACGGGGGGCAUCCCAGUGCCUCGUAGCAAACUUGCACAGCCUGUUCGCAGAUCAUUACCUGCUCCCAAAACCUACAGCAACAUGAAAGAUGAGAGUUGGAAAGAUGGCUGCUAUUGAACUGCAGAGCUUAAUGCAAAGUUCCAGUGCUCAUGGAUGCUUCCUCACCAGGCUAACACACAGCUUGAUUCUACAGACUGUUCAGAUGUGACUUUUGGGAUUUGUAUGAAUUCCAGACCUCUCUGUCUCUAAUUAGCACAAGCUGGCAGAGAUUAUAAAGCAGCACUUUAAUGACAUCUAACAUCAGAUGUUUGGUGGUCAUACAAUCACUUUCACAUUAAAUUGCUCUCAGUUAUGUUUUGGGUUUUUUUUUUCUUGCUUGCUAAAAUGGGUCAAUGUGAGCAUUUAUGACAGCGGCCAAUGUCUGGGCAAGAACCUAAUGAAUGCCAAAGAAAUGCCCAUCUUGGAAAACAGCAAGGACAACAAUCACUUAGGUUUUCCAAAACAUCCUCUUCAACCUAUUUUAAUUCAACAGAAAGGUUGGAAAUACUAAUUAAAACAAGGCUACGUUGAUAUUCUGAUUGCAGACUGCUACAGUGCUACUGAAAUAUUGCUGUUAACAAUUGAAUGAGAUUCUCAUUGGGAAAAGUGGUACAUAUAUCCUUCAGGGAGAAUCAAAAGCUACUCUGGAAGAUCAGGCAGAACAGUAAUGAGUAGCCAUGGCUUUUAUUAAUGUUAAAGGUUUGAAUGUAGCAGACGUACACAAAUGCAAUAGUAUAGAUUGCAUCUUUCCUGUGUUGAUUUAUCAGCUUUACAUGCUCUUACUGCUUGAUUGCCAAAAGGGCUUAGCAUCAGUUGUACAAUCUUUCUGACCUUAAAGUUCCUGGCUCAGGAAAGAUGGCCUUUGCUGUUGUAGCCACAUUUUUAACACAUUACUCACUAUUUGGGGAAAACUUUUUUUAUAGCAGGUUUCCUUAAAAAGGAACAAGCAAGUAGUAAUGUUCAUUCAUUGUCAUACCAUACCACUAUGCUUGCAGCCUGGAACACAACUGUAAAUGCUGAUAGUAGAGGAGAAGGAAACACAACUAUGCACUUGUAACAUACAAAUUUUAAGGUAAUGAGUUGACUCUUGAUGCCAAAUGAUAUUCAUUUAGGUGAUGUUCCAUGGUAUGAGGGAGUUUUCUGUAUCCUAUUUUUUUACUUUCAUCCAUUUCUUAAAUUGGUUUAUUUUAAAUUGUAAAUAUUUUUACAGAAGAUAUUUCCCAUGUAAGUAAGUGUGUUUUAAAUAUGUACUUUGCCUUACAUAUGUGUAUCUUACAUUACUGGUAAUAGAGUAUGAAACCUGCUAUGUCUGUUUACAAGCUCUUAAAUUUCUCCUGUGGCUCUGACGUGUUCUAACACUCAUGUUUUUCUCAGAACAACUCAUUAUAUAAUUAGCAUUUGAACCGUCAUUUUCUGUUUCAGAAGACAUCCUACAAACACUUGUAACUAAGGUCGUGUUUGGUGGGACAAGUUAAAUGGAAGGGAUUUUGUUUGAGGCUUUUUCAGUGUGUUGGAUGUACAGUCAGUGAAAUAAUGAAAGGUGAGUGGUAUCCUUUGUGCAACGACUGACAAACACUACAGGUUGGAUCAGGCAGCAGAUAGCCUUCAGCCCCUGAGUUUGGAACUGCUGGUGUAUUUUGACUCCCACCAAGAGGAUAACUAACCCUGAAAUCCAUGCACUUGAGUUGUAGGCAGGCGUUUGCAUAUUCCUGGAUAAAAAGCCAUGCAAUACUACUUGUGUUGGAAGAAGCCAAACAGAAAGUAGCAGAGACUGAUUUGCUCUUAAUUACUCAAGCAGCUGUAGGCAAGCUAUGGAGUGAUGAGUGACUUCAUGCUCCAGACCAGUAUCUGUGCUGAGACUUUGCCAUUGGUAUCAAAUAUACUGUAAUUUGUAAGAUUGCAGCAGAAGUCACCUGCUGAAACAAGCUGGUCUUGCGUUCCUGGCACAGGCAGCGGAUGUCAGUAAGUGUCGCACGUGGCUGUUAAGUAGAAGAGGUCAAAUGCACCUGUUCCCAAAGACAGAAUUUUUAAUAUGUCAGCAUUUUACAAAGCAAUGCUGCUUCACUGAAAAAAGAGUUUACUUUUAAUUGGUGGAUUUUAUUAAACACCUUGGUUGACUUUUAGAAGUCCAUUUAGAGGACAAUACUGGGGUUUUACCAUGGCUGCAUCAAACUGUUUUGUAAGUUUCCUUAAGUAAUUUGUUACUUGGCUAAAUUCAGCUUCACUUCUUAAGCAUUCUUUUCUCUGCUGUUCUACUCCCCCUGAAAUACAACAAACAGCUUCCUGAAAAGACAGACUGUCUGUUUACUAGAAAGCCUUCGUGCAUUACCAGUUUAUUGAUAUCAGGAAAUCAUGGGGCUCUGUGUUUAGAGAUUUACUGCAGAAGUGUGGAAAUAUGGAUUUGAUAAACUAGUGCCUAUGAUUUACUUAACUUAUGUUUGAUAUAGUAGUAAGGGUUUUAUGAAUGUGGAUUACUUUUUGUGCCAACAGCUCGGAAUUGUUGUAUGUAUGUAGGCAGAAAGACUCAUUCUGCUUCCAAAGUUAUUUAAUUUUUUUUGUUUGAAUGUUUUUGUAAGUGUUAAAGUGUAAAAAUAUAUAAAAUAUUCUUACCACAAAA